AUGACAACUGAUGGGCCAAUCUACCACUUCGCAUUUUACUGUUCCGGGCACGGAUUUGGACACGCCACACGGGUCACCGCGAUCACCGCCGGGCUACUAUCACGGAGGCACCGAGUGUCGAUCGUUUCAAGUGCCCCGGAAUCUGUCUUCGAGGCCGUCUUGAACGAACCUUCCGUGCAAGCCAGUUAUCGAUUCGCCAUCUUCGAACCCAGCGUCAUCCAGCCCAAAGCUUACGAUGUCGACCGCCUCGCAACCUUUAACAACUUGCACUCCUUCUUGACUCAUAAGAGACGAUCGGUCCUCGAACAAGAACGCAAAUGGAUCCUCGACCAACGGGUCGAUUGCGUGCUUAUCGAUGCCCCUUUUCUGCCUUGUGCUGCAGCAAGUAAAGCGAACAUACCGUCGGUGAUCAUCAGCAACUUCACCUUCGAUUCGUGUUAUUCCUAUCUCUCGGCGUUCAACAAGGACGAAGGCGGAGAGCAGGGGGUUGAAACUGAGCAAUUGAACGAGCUCGUGGCCAUCACGGUCAACGACUAUGCCCAAGCCGAUCUGCUUCUGCGCCUACCUGGGGCAAUCCCGAUCCCCGGGUUCGAUGAGGACAUCGAGCUACCCGCGACCAAUUGGGUUGACGGCCGAGCGGGCUCCUUCACGGCUGAGAUUGAUUGCAAACUGGCGCGCGCAGAAGAGUCGAUGCCGAGGAAGAAGCGGGUGAUCGACAUGCCGCUGAUCGUCCGACAACUGACCAAAUCGGCCCAUGACCCGCAGACCAAGCUGGCCCUGCUGGCUGGUCUGGGCGUGCCCGCCGACCUUCUCAAGGCAGACAUCAAGAUCUUGCUCGUCUCCUUCGGCGGCCAGGUCAUCCCCUCUCCGCGCCCCCCGACUUCCACCGACCCUGGCAGCGAUGACCAUCCAGAACCCACUUCACAGAACCAGCCUCGCAACGCGCUCCUCCCGCCCGGCUGGAUAGCUAUCGUCUGUGGCUUGCCUUCCAAGUCUCGUCCGAAUGACAUGCCCGAUCGCUUCUUCUCAAUCACCGACUCGAAAUUUAACUAUGUCCCCGAUCUCACCGCGAUUGCUGAUGUUGUUUUAGGGAAACUGGGAUACGGGACUUGCAGUGAAGUCAUCGCCACCAGGACGCCGUUUAUCAGUGUCCCGAGGAAAAUGUUUGUAGAAGAGUACGGAUUGAAGCGUUUGAUGAAAGAGACAUCAACGAUCAACGUAGAGAUGAGUAUCAAAGAGUUCGAAGACGGACGAUGGGCUUCGUAUAUUGAUCUAGCCGACCGACUGAGACAACAACAAAAUCAGAUCGGUUUGUCCUCCUCAAGCCAUCAUCAACCGCAUUCUAGUAACAAGAAUCAGAACGUCCAUGCUGUGGAUAUUGUCGUCGACCAUCUCGAAGUCUUCAUGUUCGAGAAAAAGACCAUCAAACCAUCUUCAUAA
Puccinia triticina is the source of this 1440-nucleotide messenger RNA. RefSeq lists its product as uncharacterized. Bases 1 to 1440 code for a protein of 479 amino acids. The transcript is spliced from 4 exons. Lineage: Eukaryota; Fungi; Basidiomycota; Pucciniomycetes; Pucciniales; Pucciniaceae. The record is from RefSeq and is a predicted model, not a curated record.